Messenger RNA from Pogona vitticeps (central bearded dragon), 1641 nucleotides. It is a transcript of the gene ARL6, whose product is annotated as ARF like GTPase 6. NCBI's taxonomy places the organism in Eukaryota, Metazoa, Chordata, Lepidosauria, Squamata, Agamidae. The record is from RefSeq and is a predicted model, not a curated record. Gene Ontology annotation, molecular function: GTP binding; GTPase activity.
GAGAUUCUGUUACCUAGGCAACGACGCAAGCGUCCGGAGGCUGGAGGUCGUUCUCUCAAGGCCAAGCUGACGGCUUUCCUGCGCAACUUCUCAGAUACCAGCUUUGUUUGUGCCAUUCACUCAAAAUUAUGGGAUUGUUUGACAAACUAGCAGGCUGGCUUGGCCUGAAGAAGAAAGAAGUUCAUGUUUUGUGCCUUGGAUUAGACAAUAGUGGCAAAACAACUAUUAUUAACAAGCUGAAACCUUCUAAUGCUCAGACCCAAGAUAUUGUUCCCACAAUAGGAUUUACUAUAGAAAAAUUCAAGACAUCAAGUUUGUCGUUCACUGUAUUUGAUAUGUCAGGUCAAGGCAGGUACAGAAAUCUGUGGGAGCAUUACUACAAAGAUUGCCAGGCCAUUAUUUUUGUCAUUGAUAGCAGUGACAAACUAAGAAUGGUUGUGGCCAAAGAAGAACUUGACACUCUCUUGAAUCAUCCAGAUCUUAAGCAUCGACGAAUACCAAUUUUGUUCUUUGCAAACAAGAUGGACCUCAGAGAUGCUGUGUCUUCUGUAAAGGUUUCUCACUUACUAGCAUUGGAAAACAUCAAAGACAAGCCAUGGCAUAUCUGUGCAAGUGAUGCUCUUAAAGGCGAAGGAUUGCAAGAAGGUGUAGAUUGGCUUCAAGAUCAGAUCCAGCUGAUGAAGACAUGAAAAACCAAUGAGCUGUGAAAAUGUCAUAAAGAACAUUUGUAGACAUCAAUGAAGAGCCUUGAUCAUAAAGACUUUUUUUAGGUCUGUUUGUGUCUUUUUGUUGGCUUUUAUAAAAGCCCAUAAAGUAAAAUAUUAUUUUUUGUAAAAAACGUAACUGCUGACAUGCACAUUCGUGAUACUGACCAAAAAUUUGGAAGUGGUUUGAUGGAACAUCAAAAUCAUUGUAUACAAACAAAAGAUGCUUUUUUAAAAUAAAAAAAAGUGAGACCAAAGAAGCAGCUACAAUAAUUUUGCUCUCUUAAUGCUCCUUAUAAUGUCUCAUAGUGGCUAAUGUACCAGUCAUGUAAAAUGGUGGUUUAGUGACAGGUGCAUGAGGUGGAAGAAGCUGUUGUGGGUUCUCAGGCUUUCAUAUCCCCUCCUUAUUCAACUAUCUACCUGGGAGGAAAACUUCUGCAUCUUCUUCCUGUGGUUUGUCUAAACAUUGACUUAUAUCAUCCAAACAGGAUGUAAUUUAUACAAACUGGUUAUUCUCCAGAUCAGCCAACUUCAGAUAAUGGUUUCUGAAGGUGUCUUGUUAAAACAACUAGAGUAUUAUAAAAUACAAUCCCUCUUCUGAAUGAUACGGCAGUUUGGGGAAACUGAAAGGUGCCCAAUUUGUACUCUAGGCCAUGUGGAAACAAAACCAGAAAGCAUGCCACACUGAGGUUUACACCAUAUCCUUCCUAACUGAAUACAUCUUGUUAAACCAUGAUUUAGCAUAAUCUGCAAGCUAGCCAACUGCAGUGGAAUUUUACCUUAAUUUUAAAUUCUAUUUUUCAUAGAAAUGACCUAUACCAUUUAAUAUUUCUCUGCCAUCUUUUAGUUGUAUGUGAAUUGUUUUUAUAAGCCACUAUGGAUGUGUAUGAGUACUUUGUCCUUGAUAUGUGCUGAUAUGUAUUCUGUUCUGUAACAA